AUGUACCAUCAUCUUCCAUUACAGAUCGGCAACAGAAGAGGAGACGACGAACCAAUGAAACCUAAAAUGUUCCCGGCAAACAACUACAACAACAGCCAACAAAUGCUGCAGGAGAUUCGAAACAGCCUCCGCAACAUGACCAAACCCUCGGAUCCGCCUAAAGCAGACCUGAGCGGCGGUGGGAAGAUGCUGUUGGAAGAUUCGAGGCAGCAGGGACGGUCGAGUAACCCCAAAAAAACCCACCAUAAGGCUCUACAGGAGAUCCGCGAGUCGCUACAGCCCUUUGCUAACGGCACCAGCCAUCCUGCGGAGAAACACAUGGAUCCACCGCGGGCUAGCUUCGAGGAGCCCAGCCACAGCCGCAGUGGGGGUUUGGAUUACAUGAGUAAGGUGAGCUACCAGGACUCCAUGAGGGAACAGAUGGCCCCCAACCCCAGCAGCUCCAACAUGAAAGCCUCCGGCUCGUCCCACCUCCAGCAGCCUGUCCUGAGGAGGCAGAGCUGGAAGGGGUCUCGAGAGUCCCUUACCCCGCGACAUGGCCCCCUGAUGUCGGACCCACUCUACCGCUCCGACAGCCCUGGACCUCCUCCUGCUUUUCCACAUCCAUCCAACAACCAGAGAGUGAACCCCCCGGUCCCCCCUCAGGUUCGCAGCGUCACACCCCCUCCCAACCGCGGCGCCCUGCCUCCCGCUCCCUCCUGGGACAACCCUUCCACCAAACGCUACUCCGGGAACAUGGAUUAUCUCGUGCCGCGCAUCUCUCCGGUGCCUCAGAACGGGUGGCCAGAGAGCUACACCUCCUCAGCACCGCAGAAUCAAAGAGGCAGCCAUCAGCCAAUCAUAAUGCAGAACACGGGCGCGACGAAGUUCACCUUUCCGUCUUGGCCCCAGAAUAGUAACCAGCAGUCGGAUUAUCAUUCAGGAAGUAGGCAGCCUCCUCCACCGCCAUAUCCUGUCAACCAGUCCAGCCGCCACAGCCCGACAGACCAGGCAGGAGGUCCAGCGUCGUCACCGUCUUACAUCAACGGAGGCAAUCUUCCUCAAUCUCUCAUGGUGUCCAACCGAAACAGCCACAAUUUGGACAUGUACGGAGUCGGACCUCCUCAGACAUGGGUCCAGCAAGCGCCUUCUUCAAGCCAACUUCAGUCGUCUUCGGGGAGCAGCAAUAACCAAGACCUGUCUCCGUCCUGGCAAAACAUUCCGGUUCGCUCAAAUUCUUUCACAAACCCCAAUUUGAACGGUAGAGGUAACUCCCAGCCUUCCGCCACGACUGUCACAGCGAUUACCCAGGCCCCUAUACUGCAGCCGGUUAAAAGCAUGCGCGUUCAUAAGCCGGAGCUCCACACCGCGGUCGCACCCACGCAUCCUCCCUGGGCACAGCCGCCUCCCCCAGCCCAAGCCGCGCCGGCGUAUCCAGAAGCUACGCAACCUGUGCCGCAGAUGUCAGUACAGCAGGAAGCGCCAAGCUACCAAGGCCCGCCCCCUCCCUAUCCCAAACACCUUCUCCCGCAAGGGGCGGGUCCAAGUCCUCCUGCGUACGACCCAGCAGCAGCUAAGGCGAGUUCCCCGGAAGACGAGGCGAAUCCUGGGGAAAAGCAAAGGGAAAAAACGGGGGAGAGUUCGGAAACUGCGGCAGAGAAGGAGAAGAAGCAGAUCACGACGUCGCCGGUUCCGUUAAGGCGCAACAAGAAGGACUUGGAGCGGAGGGGCGAGACGGGGAGGGUGGCGCUCUACUCGCCGCAAGCGUUUAAGUUCUUCAUGGAGCAACACGUGGAGAAUAUCCUGAAGAACCACCAGAUGAGGAUCCGCCGGAGGAAGCAGCUGGAGAGCGAGAUGCAGAGGGUAAGAAGCCACACCUAA
This is a messenger RNA of Knipowitschia caucasica, 1860 nucleotides long. Lineage: Eukaryota; Metazoa; Chordata; Actinopteri; Gobiiformes; Gobiidae. The record is from the annotation of a GenBank genome assembly.